Molecule: messenger RNA, 1466 nt
Organism: Hippocampus comes (tiger tail seahorse)
Lineage: Eukaryota; Metazoa; Chordata; Actinopteri; Syngnathiformes; Syngnathidae
Gene: suclg2
Product: succinate-CoA ligase GDP-forming subunit beta
Exons: 11
Coding region: 48-1343 (431 amino acids)
Biological process (GO): succinyl-CoA metabolic process; tricarboxylic acid cycle
Cellular component (GO): mitochondrion; succinate-CoA ligase complex
Molecular function (GO): ATP binding; succinate-CoA ligase (GDP-forming) activity
Source: RefSeq, a predicted model, not a curated record
UUGACCCGGAAACGAACACGUCAUCGUACUCGCAUUUCCGUGCCAACAUGGCGGCAUCCAUGGCAGCCCAGGUUGCAACGAGAGGACUCGGCGUAGCCGCGUCACAGCACCUACUCCUGAACAGGCUCAAGUGCAACUGGCUAAAUCCGAAAAGAUGGCUGAAUCUUCAGGAGUACCAGAGCAAAAGGUUGAUGCAAGAGUAUGGCGUGGCCGUCCAACGCUUCUUCGUAGCCGACACGGCCUCGGAGGCCUUCGAGGCUGCAAAGAGACUCGAUGCCAAAGAGAUUGUGUUGAAAGCUCAGAUUCUGGCUGGUGGAAGAGGCAAGGGUGUAUUUGACAGUGGCCUCAAAGGUGGAGUGCAUCUAACCAAGGACCCUGCAGUUGUUGGUGAGCUGGCCCAUAAGAUGCUGGGUUUCCAUCUGACAACCAAGCAGACGCCUAAAGAUGGAGUCAAAGUGAAAACGGUCAUGGUUGCCGAGGCCUUGGACAUAAGCAGGGAAACCUACUUUGCCAUUCUAAUGGAUCGCUCCUGUAAUGGUCCCGUUAUGGUUGGAAGUCCCCAGGGAGGCGUGGAUAUUGAGGAAGUAGCAGCCACCACACCAGAACUCAUUUUUAAGGAAGUCAUAGAUAUCUUUGAAGGUGUACAGGACGCCCAGGCAGUUCGCAUGGCAGCUAAUUUGGGUUUCAAAGGCCCUCUGCAGAGACAGGCAGCAGAUCAGAUUAAGAGGCUCUAUGAUCUCUUCCUGAAAGUCGACGCCACUCAAGUUGAAGUCAACCCUCUUGGAGAGACCCCUGAAGGACAAGUCGUCUGCUUUGAUGCUAAGAUCAACUUUGAUGACAAUGCCGAGUUCCGCCAAAAAGCCGUCUUUGCCAUGGAUGACAUGACUGAGAGCGACCCCACGGAGAUGGAAGCGGCCAAGUGGGAUCUCAAAUACAUCGGUCUGGAUGGGAACAUUGCCUGCUUCGUGAAUGGAGCCGGACUGGCCAUGGCCACAUGCGACAUCAUUGACCUGCAUGGAGGAAAACCAGCUAACUUUCUCGAUCUUGGAGGAGGAGUCAAAGAGAGGCAGGUGUAUGAGGCCUUCAAGCUUCUCACGGCUGACCCAAAGGUGGAGGCCAUCCUGGUCAACAUUUUUGGCGGGAUCGUCAACUGUGCCAUUAUUGCCAACGGGAUCACAAAGGCCUGCCGGGAGCUGGAACUCAAAGUGCCUCUGGUGGUCCGGCUCGAAGGGACCAACGUGCAUGAGGCCAAGAGGAUCCUGAGCGAGAGCGGCCUGCCCAUCACGGCCGCAGACAAUCUGGACGAUGCGGCCCAGAAAGCCGUGGCCGCCAUCAAGAAGUAGAAAAGCCCCAUUGAGCUUCCUCAGCGUCCUCCUUGUGGCCUUACUUUCCGCGCCUUUUCCAUUACGGCCACGGAGACGACCUCGGGCCAAAAGCUACUUGGACUUUUUUUUUUUUUUUUUAAC